This is a messenger RNA of Ylistrum balloti, 1278 nucleotides long. Its product is annotated as galactose-3-O-sulfotransferase 2-like. Gene Ontology annotation, molecular function: galactosylceramide sulfotransferase activity. The transcript has 3 exons. Gene Ontology annotation, biological process: glycolipid biosynthetic process. Bases 16 to 1278 code for a protein of 420 amino acids. Gene Ontology annotation, cellular component: membrane. Lineage: Eukaryota; Metazoa; Mollusca; Bivalvia; Pectinida; Pectinidae. The record is from RefSeq and is a predicted model, not a curated record.
UGCCGGAAACUCACAAUGUCCUCAGCAAGGCUCUGGUACUUAGUAUGUGUUGCCAUCUGCACAAGCGUUUUCCUGUUCCUUGCAUUGUCCAUGGAGGGAUCUAUAAAACAGCAACAGGUCCUUGACAACUCGUCUUCAGGCUCAUCAUUCCGAUCCUAUCCAUUAAACUUCAGUGGUGAAUCUCGGGACAGUACUCAUUCCACGACAGCUAUUGAUAAAGAAUAUCUACAUCAAUAUAACCCUCAUCGGAAAAAAACCAACGCAGUGUUUCUGAAAGUGCACAAAGCCGGAAGUACUACAGUUAUGAAUAUAUUCCUACGCUUCGGAAUGGCAAAUAAAUUGAAUAUAGUCCUACCCAAUAAAGAGGACGGAUACGGCUUUAAUUAUCUCGGACAUGGGAAGACAGUGGACAAAAAUACUGUUGUGCCUAUCCCCCAUAACGAAACAUACAACAUUCUUUGUAAUCACGUCGUCUACAAUCGCCAGGCGUUCCGCGAUAUCAUGCCAAAUGAUACCGUUUAUGUGGGGAUAAUUCGGGAGCCCCAAUCACACUUCCUGUCUGCCUCAUUCUACUAUCGCUUUAUUGACAGUAUACAAAAAGUGUCCGGUUUGUCCAACCGAUCAGCGCCAGCUGAGGCGAUACAUCAAUACUUCUCGCACCAAGACAGAUAUCAUCAUAUACGGACGCUGUUCGUGAGGAAUAGAAUGUCCUACGAUUUUGGUCUCCCUCCGUCCCGUUUUCACGACAACGUUUCUGUAGAAAAUUUCAUCGCUGAUGUAGCUGGUGACUUCAAGUUAGUGAUGGUAAUGGAAUAUUUUGCCGAGUCCCUUGUUCUCUUGAAGCGGUAUCUGGGAUGGGGAUUGGACGAUAUUCUGUACGUCCCCUUAAAUAUCAACAACAGCAAAUCCAAAAAACACGUCAGUCUGCUUCCAGCCGACGUGACCAAACUUAAACAAUGGAACUAUGCGGAUUUCCGGCUGUACGAUUUUUUCAAAACACGAUUUCUAGCUCAGGUAGAAGCAGAAGGUGUUCUGUUUCAUAAAGAAGUUAAACAUUUUAAAACUGUUCAACUUCAUGUGCAAAACUUCUGUUCUGAUUUACGUGACCGAAGAUAUUUGACAAUACAUGCUUCUCCAUGGAAUGAAAAAUUUAACAUUACGCCAGAUCACUGCAAGAUAAUGACAAUGUCGGAAAUCCCAUUAGUUAAAAUGCUAAUACGCCGUGCAAAGCAUAAAUACCAGAAAUACGAAGAUGUCACUCCCAAAGAUAUCAUCUGA